AUGGGAUACGGAGCCCACGACCUCAAUUUCACCUCGCCAUCGAGUGACUUGACGACUGUCUAUGAGGGUGAAGAAUAUGUCUACAACCUCGGUGAUAUCGCCUGGGUGCUCGCCAGUAUGGCACUCGUGUGGAUCAUGAUUCCUGGUGUCGGAUUUUUCUACUCUGGCCUGCUUCGUCGUAAAAACGCCCUGUCCAUGCUUUUCCUCUCCAUGGCUGGUACAGCUGUCGGGUCCUUUCAUUGGUGGUUCUGGGGUUACUCCUUGGCAUUCAGUGACACUGCUGGUCCAUUCAUCGGAAACUUGAAGUACUUUGCCCUCAACAAUGCUGUCUCUCAACCAUCAGUGGGAUCAUCCCGAAUCCCGACACUCGUUUUUGUCAUCUACCAGUGCAUGUUCGCCGUCAUCACUGGUGUGCUCGCCAUCGGAGGAUUUGCCGAACGAUCCAAGAUCGGACCGGUCAUGGUCUUCCUCUUUGUCUGGUUGACGCUUGUGUACUGCCCCAUCGCUUGCUGGACCUGGAACUUCAACGGUUGGGUAUACAAGAUGGGAGGUCUCGACUUUGCAGGUGGUACGCCCGUCCACAUUUCCUCUGGUACCGCUGCGCUUGCCAUCUCCGUGUACCUCGGCAAACGACGUGGAUACGGUACUGAACGAUUGGCAUACAAGCCCCACAACACAUCGUAUGUCAUUCUUGGCACCGUCUUCCUCUGGUUCGGAUGGUUCGGUUUCAACGGAGGUUCCGCCUUGUCUGCCAACAUUCGAGCUGCUUCGGCUUGCGUCGUGACCAACCUCGCUGCCUCCGUCGCUGGUUUGACCUGGAUGCUCUGGGAUUACAGGCUCGAGCGAAAAUGGUCCGCUGUCGGAUUCUGUUCGGGUGCCAUCUCUGGAUUGGUCGGUAUCACCCCUGCUUCCGGUUACGUUGGAUCUCCAGCUGCUAUUGCCAUUGGUGUCGUUGCUGGAACUGGAUGCAACUUUGCCACCAAGCUCAAGUUCUUGAUCAAUGUCGAUGACACGCUCGAUAUCUUUGCAUCUCACGGUAUCGGAGGAAUGAUCGGAGAUCUCAUGACUGGUCUCUUUGCCCAGGCUUCCAUUGCCUACCUGGAUGGUGCGAGUGAGAUUUCCGGAGGAUGGCUCGACCGACACUACAUCCAACUUGGAUACCAAUGUGCCGAUGCCGUUACUGGUUUCACUUGGUCCUUUGUCGUCACCACCAUCAUUCUCUGGGUCAUGCACUUCAUCCCGGGUCUUAGGUUAAGAGCUUCCGAAGAGGCCGAGAUUGUCGGGAUCGACGAUGCGUAUUUGGGUGAAUUCGCCUACGACUAUGUCGGCAUUGAUCCGGAGCUUCGACUGCACCGCAUCGAGUCCAAACCUCGUAUCCUGUCUGGUGAUGUUCUCCCCGACAUUUCCGGUACAUCCACUGCUCCACCGAGUGAGAAGAACGCCGAAGGACUCCCAAGAUCAAGCGUCGCUCCUGUCGACAGUGAUGUAGAGGAUCACAUGCGACCCGGCGGUGGUCGUGUAGAUGUGUAG
Molecule: messenger RNA, 1530 nt
Organism: Kockovaella imperatae
Lineage: Eukaryota; Fungi; Basidiomycota; Tremellomycetes; Tremellales; Cuniculitremaceae
Product: ammonium transporter
Exons: 8
Coding region: 1-1530 (509 amino acids)
Biological process (GO): ammonium transmembrane transport
Cellular component (GO): plasma membrane
Molecular function (GO): ammonium channel activity
Source: RefSeq, a predicted model, not a curated record